Molecule: messenger RNA, 2485 nt
Organism: Silurus meridionalis
Lineage: Eukaryota; Metazoa; Chordata; Actinopteri; Siluriformes; Siluridae
Gene: esco2
Product: establishment of sister chromatid cohesion N-acetyltransferase 2
Biological process (GO): mitotic sister chromatid cohesion
Cellular component (GO): chromatin; nucleus
Molecular function (GO): protein-lysine-acetyltransferase activity
Source: RefSeq, a predicted model, not a curated record
CUGGUGGCUUGGCGCGCGGUUCAAAAGCCACAACUGCCAGAGCGCGCGCGCAGAGACGGUGUCUGAGAGAGCGGGACCUGCAGAUCCACAGGGUUUAUAAUAAGAGUUUAUUCAGCGGAAAACCUUCGUACGUCAUGAAAAUGUCAGCCAGAACUUCAAAGAAGAGAAAACCGUGUUCACCGGAUGCUGAAAGUAAUCCAGCGAAGAAGAAACCCGUGAGACUGGAGAGCUGCACAAAAAGAACGUCUGCUCGGCUGAAGGAGAACUGCCCAUCUGUACUGAAUUCCCCUGAAAGGACGCGUUCGUCUUCACUCUCUCCCAGUACACCCAGAAAGAAGUCACGCACCUUCGCGUUGGAGUCUCCUCCGAAAAGAGCAUCUCCUUUAAAAGCCACGGUCGGAGCAGUGACAUUUUACAGCAAGCAGAAGCCCCUUUACCUCACUCCACUGGAAAGAAAGGUGCUCAAGGAAACCAAGUCCCCUCCGACAAACCAAGACCAGCCGAUCGCUCCCGUGUCAUCUGGAGUAAACGACAUCAAAGUCAAAAAGCCUAAAAAGAAGGAGAAAGUGAGAGCACAGAAAUCCAACCUAAAGGGCUACUUUGCACCUAAACCCACAGGGGGCGCUAAAACGCAUUUAAACGUGCUGGAAGUGAAGAAGCAAGCAUCGAUUACAUUCAAUAGUUUGAAAGCCAAAAACAAACCCAGGAUCGUCGUCGGUGCCGCUUUUUUUGGCACCGGGAAAAAGCCAGCUUCCAUGUACAAGCCUCACGUGCCAAAACCGAAGCCUAAACAAGCCAUCUCUCAGAAACCUGCAGCAAAAGAGAAUGCUGUUCCGGCACAGAGAGAUCGCUCUCCGGUGCGCCAGGCUGUCUUUAUUAACAAAACUAAACUGAAUCCUCAGCUGCUUUCUCAGCAUGGAGACUGUAAUGCACCUGAGGGUGGAGAACACACCCCAUGUCCUCAGCCCUUCAGCUCUAACAGUCGCACAGAGGUUAACAAGGACACCAGGAAAACUCAUUCUCCAAUAAAGUCCUUAAUCUUGAAUACAGAUCACCAGGACACACCUGCCAGUCCUGGUUCAGACAUUGUGAUGGACAUCGGUAAAAUCAGCGCCGCAAAUAAUGACAGCUGUUCAGAUAAUAAUGAAACCUCAGCGGUUUACCCCAUCUUCGGCUCCAGAAGGUCUCAGAAGAAGCCUGGUCUGACCUCACCUCUGAACAGCAGCACUCAUUCUGCUGGCGCACAGGCUCUCUUGGCUAAGGAGAGAAGUUCCAGGAGGAAGAAGGAGCUGAAAAAGCAAGAUGAUGAUCAGCUUGUCAUCGACGCCGGCCAGAAGCAGUUUGGUGCCACUACGUGUAAUUCAUGUGGCAUGCUGUACAGCGCAGACAGUCCAGAAGACAACUUUCAACACACACAGUUCCACCAGCGCUUCCUCGACACAAUCAGAUUUGUGGGCUGGAAGAAGGAAAGGGUAGUGGCAGAAUUCUGGGAUGGCAAAAUCAUUCUCGUUCUUCCUGAAGACCCCAAGUACGCAACUAAAAAGGCAGAGGAUGUAAGACGUAUUGCAGAUAGUGAGCUGGGAUUUCAGCAGGUCAACCUCAGCAGCCCAAGUGCUGCCAAAACCUACCUGUUCAUCAACAGUGACAAGAUGGUGGUGGGCUGCCUGGUGGCCGAACCUAUAAGACAGGCGUUCCGUGUGCUGGAGCAGCAAGUAAAGCCAAAGGACAUGAUGAAGGAGGAUUUUAUGGAGCACCACAGAGCCUGGUGCUGCUCCACCAUGCCCGAGAAGGCCAUUUGUGGAGUGAGUCGAAUUUGGGUGUUCAGCCUGAUGAGGAGAAAGGGCAUCGCAACACGUCUGCUAGACACAGUCAGAGGAUCGUUCAUGUAUGGAAGCCCACUGACCAAAGCAGAGAUCGCCUUCUCCGACCCGACUCCUGACGGCAAACUCUUUGCAACCAAGUACUGUUCAACGCCUGCGUUUCUGGUCUAUAACUUCAUUGGCUAAUAUCGUGUUUUAUACUUUGUAGCCAGAUAUGAUUUGCUGCUGUUAUUUUUUUUUAAUAUUGUUUAACAGUUUAUUUCAGUGCCCGUGUAUGUUUUUUGCCAACGUGCAUUUAUUGGAACGGCUGGUCAGAAAAAAGAAACUGUUGAGAAGUUUGACGCAGCAGUCCAAUCUGUAUAUGCAAGCAUUUAAACAUGCACACAUUAUCUACAUUGAUCACCUCCUCCAUUACCAAACAAAGAAGCAAAUAUUCAGAGUAGUUUAAUAUUUUAAUCUGAUAAGAAAACGUUCCCGGUUAGUUUAAAAAGUGUUCACUUCAGGGCGUGUUACACAGGCGAGUUUUUUUAUCACCUGUUUUUAAAUAUAAAUUCAUUUUCAAUACAUAAACUGAUUCCUGCUCAUGUUCUGAGCACAAUGUGCCGUUUGAUCUGCAGUCUUUAUUUGUAAAUAUUUUAAAUAAAUGUUGCUGCUAAGCACGGUGA